ACCCCGUGUCAAAUUCUAAUACUGUCAUUUUUCAACAUAUUUCUCAUAUAACAACAAUUCAUAAAAGGUAAUAUCAUUUGGUCAAAUGAUGUAUCAAUGUUGAUGGAUAGUGCUAGAUUAUCUGAAAGGAUCAGAUGUGAUUUUUGAGGGCACAGUCAAGUGAUGGUAAAAAAUAAUGUUAAUUGCAGGCAGUAUCAACCAAAUCAACCUUACUAUUGUUUUUCCUAGAUUAGAAAGAAUUUUUUUUAAGACAAGAGCCCAGCUUAAUUUAAAUAACUGAUUAAUUUUUUUAAAAAACCGCCUAUUUAAUUAAAAUGACCUGUAUCUGAUUGUAAAUUUUUUAAUGACUGACAAUUUUACUUAAUUAAAUCUUUUUUGUUUCUAAUUUUGUAAAGAGAUAUAGCUUUAAUUUUUCUCAAAGAAGCAAACUGUAUAACUCCUUCACCUAACAAAACAAAAUGUUGUUGAAGGAUUUCAAGAAAGAAAUGUGAAAAUGAAUUUAUUUUAAAAGAAAACAAAUGAAAGAGUUAAGGAUUAUAUACAAUAAGAAAAUAAUCUCCCUCUGCAAUUAUCAACCUUCUCUGUGAAAAAAAAGGGGAGGGGGAGGAGAAGACAGGAGGAAGUGGUAGGGCUUCUAGCUGCCUCACUUAGGGUAUUACUUCCCUUAUUAUCAGUUUCAACUCAGUUUUUUUUUCAUUAGCAUAACUAGCAGAUAUAAAUUAAUAUAGUAAAGGAUCCCAAAGACUUUUUUUUAAAGCAGCCUUUGGGGAAGUCAAACAAAAAAUAUUUGUUUUCUCAUAUAAAGGAAGAAGAAAGGAUCACUACUGGAGAAGAAAAGUAAAAAGCGGUGAGUGUUAUUUGGAAAACAGAGCUAAGAAAGAAAACAAACCUUGAUAGUUGGUCAAUCAAUAAAUGCUUAUUAAAAAUUGUCUCCAGACUCUGUGCUAAGCACUGGGGACACAAAGAAAAGCCUAAGACAGACUUUUCUCUAAUGGAACUCACAGUUUAAUGGGGGAGAUGGAAAUAACUAUACUUGUAAGCAUCAAAUUGGAGAUUUUCCUCCAGUUUUUUUGACUUUCCUCAACAAAGGGAAAGUCACUAAUUAAAGAGGAUCAGAAAAAUUGGUGUUGAAUUUAAAUUGUUAGAAAAAUUUCUAAUGAAAAUAUGAUUCGUAAGAUUUACUUUCACUUUUCAGAUCUCUAAAUGUAUUUAAUUUUCCUGAAGGCACUAAGACACAUGCUAAAUAGUACUUUUUUUUUCUUUAGCAAAGGAAACAUUCAUUUUUCUCCCAUUUCUUAUCCAGAAAGUCUCUUAAGUACUACUUAUCUUUUUUUUUUUUUUUUUUUUUGUGGUCUGUUACAUAUAUGCUGUACAGUAGAGUCUCCAAAAAGAAGGAAAAAAUACAUCCAGGAUGAUGACAUGGGCAAAAAAAACAACCAUCUUUAUUUCAUAGUUUUUGCUGAGAGGCAAAAUAAUGAAAAAUAGUCUUAUAAAAGCUUGACGUUAGACUUAGCAUAUGAGAUAAGCUAUUAAGCAAAAAGCCUAAAAUUUUAAAAAUGAAACUGUAUUUCCUGACCCAGAUUGUUUUAUGAACAACAUAUUUUAGAGCAGAGAAAAAAAAAAGGCAACAGAAAAACUUCUUAUCUUUUACAGAUUUGGGCAUACUGAAAAAGGAUUACCUACAUAUAACUUUAGUGCUUGGAAGGUAUCAUGUUCAACAAGAAGUAAUAUGGCUAUCCAAAAUAAUCAAAAUCAUUCUGUUUCUAUUAACUUACAACCAGAAGAAUACAAGAUUGCAGCACUAGUAUUCUACAGCUGUAUCUUCAUAAUUGGAUUAUUUGUUAAUGUGACUGCUCUCUGGGUCUUCAGUUGUAGCACCAAGAAGAGAACAACUGUAACUAUCUAUAUGAUGAAUGUAGCUUUACUGGACAUAGUCUUCAUAUUGUGCUUACCUUUCCGUAUGAUUUAUUAUGGAAAAGGUAAAUGGCAAUUUGGAGAGACUUUCUGUCACAUUCUUGGAGCUCUCACAAUGUUUUAUCCAAGUAUUGCCCUCUGGCUUCUUGCCUUUAUUAGUGCUGAUAGAUACAUGGCUAUUUUGCAGCCCAAACAUACCAAAGAACUUAAGAAUACAAGCAAAGCAGUGCUAGCCUGCGUUGGAAUUUGGAUAAUGACUCUUGCAAUUACCACCCCUCUAUUAUUUUUAAAUGAAGAUCCAGAUAAAGACACAAACCCUGCCAGCUGCCUGAAAAUUCUGGACAUAAUUCACCUAAAAGCAAUGAAUAUGCUGAACUUCACUCGUUUGAUUUUUUUCUUCUUGAUUCCUCUUUUCAUCAUGAUUGGAUGUUAUUCGUUCAUUAUUAAUAGUCUCCUUCGUGGCCGGACUUCUAAACUAAAGCCAAAGGUCAAGGAAAAGUCCAUAAGAAUAAUUAUCACUCUCAUUGUACAAGUGCUUGUGUGCUUUGUUCCCUUUCAUAUUUGUUUUACUCUUUUAAUGUUACAACGAGGGGAAAACAGCUAUAAUCCAUGGAGCACCUUUACCACUUUCCUUAUGAAUCUCAGCACAUGUCUGGACGUUAUACUCUAUUACAUUGUCUCAAAACAAUUUCAAGCUCGAGUCAUCAGUGUCAUGCUAUAUCGAAAUUAUCUUCGAAGUGUGCGCAGGAAGAGUUUUCGAUCAGGCAGCAUAAGGUCACUAAGCAAUAUUAACAGUGAAAUGAUAUAAUUAGUAGUUUUUUUUUUUAAAUCAGGUAUUAAAGAAUUUCAUUUUAAAACUGUCAAAUGAGUAUGUUAUAACCCCCUCCUUUUGCAACAUAUUUUAGGAAUGUUUUGUAUUUCAUUAUAGGGUAAAUAAAAAAUAGCUUAGCUAUUUUAGUAACUAUUAUAUUCAUUUUUCCCUAUUUAAAACCUUUUAAAUGAAUUUAUGCAAAAAACUCCUAAUCUUAAUUUACUCUUUAUAUUCAGACAGUUAGUAAUCAAUGGAAUCUCAGAUUUAGAAGAUGUCAUGUGCUCCAGGCUAUAUCUGAAGAUAAGCCCCUCUAUAAAACAUUUUUUGACAAUUGCUCUAUCAGCAGAGUUUCUGAAGUUCUGCAAUUAGGGAAAACCAACUACUUUCCAAAAUAGCCCAUUGCACUUUUGGGCAAUUCAAUAAUAGGAAUUUUUACCUUGUAUCAAGACCAAACUUAACUAUUUACGAAUAUGGUUCUAGUUCUAUCCUCUGGGGUCAAGUACAACUAAUUCAUUUAUUAUACUGAGUCUAAUGGGUGAUUCUGUCAAGCAGAUUGUCAAACAAUCAUUUUAAUGGCUGGGAAGAGGGAAAAUGUCUGAUUGAGAUGAUCAAUUACUAACUUUUCAUCUAGUUAAACUGUUGUAUGUAGAAUUUUUCCACUAUUUAGUUCCACAAUCUGGAACUAAAGAUUUCAAUGCAAUAUCUAUAACAAUUUACAUUACAAAUAUCCAUUGGAAAGAAUUCUGAUAUAACCUCUAGUGUAAAGAGGCAGGAGACUUGAGUUAAGGAAUUUGUUUUCUCUGUGGCCCAAUUUCUCAUCUAUGAAAUAGGAUUUAAUCUAAGGUCUCUUCCAGUUCUAAAGCUACAAUCCUACUUUUCUAGGUCCUCAAUAUCCCACUUGCCAACUGUGUAACUUUGAGCCAAUAUCCUUUAUUUCCUUUGAUCCUCUUUCCUCAUCAGAAAUAUUGUUUUCCAGUUGUAUCUAAUUCCUCGUGACCCCAAUUGGGGUUUUCUUGACAAAGAUACUAGAGUGUUUGUCACUUCCUUCUCUAGCUCAUUUUACAGAUGAGGAAACUGAGGCAAAUAGGAUUCAGUAAUUUGCUCAAGGUCAUAAAAAAGUUAAAAGACUCAGGAAAAGUAAUCUUUCUGAUUCCAGACCUGGUAGUCUAUCUACUGCACCAUCUAACUGCCCCCCAUCACUAAUAUAAGAUAAUCAUUCAUAUAUAUAUUUCACAGGGUUGUUGUGAGAAAAGCAACUUCAUACAUUAUAAAUGACUAUAGGAUUUUAGGAAGCCAUUAUUAUUUAAUGCCCCUAUUUCUAUAAAGUUACUUAUAAUGGAGAAUACAUUUCAAAGAAGAGCAGAAUUAUAAAGCCAUGAUUAUUUGAAUCUAUUUUUACAUAAUCUAAUAGGAAAAAUGAGGGCAAAAGAGCCUCCACUGUUCUGAUCCAUAUUCAUAAUGUCAUAAUUUCAUUUUCUAUCAUCAGAAAAUGCUACUAUCAUAGGAGGGAAUUCCUUUUGCUAAGUUCAAUACAAUGUAAACUUCUUGAGGAAAAAAAUUUUUUGUACCUCAAUAUGUAACACAAUCCCUGGGCUUAGAAAAGGAUUGACAGAUAUUACAGAAUUGAAUUUCAACAGGUGAAGCUGACUUAUAAGACACCAAAUCAAAAGCUUAAUUCAUUUUUAAAUGCUAUGGAGUGAUAAUACAAUUUCUCCACUAAAUCAAUUUUCUUGUCUAAAACAUAUUCUUUCCCUAGAAGACAACCAACUUCAAAGAAACAAAAAUAAACUAUACUGUUUGCUCUAAUUUGAUAAUACAUCAGUUUGCAUUCAAUGUAAACAAAUAAGAGACAUUAAAAAUGUUUGGUCCAUCAAUAUAAACUCUUCAAGAACUUAAAAAAUUGUUUUUCUAAAAAAUGCUUAAAUCAUUCUAUUAUCCAACCAACAUGUCUAAACAAAGAAUUAAUCAAGGUUAUUUUGAAAUGCAAAAAAAAAUUUCUUUAUUAAAACAAAAAAUUUAAAAUAUACUGAAACCAGAGUUUUAAAUUUGAAUAUUUAACUGAGUAUAAAUUUAUUAAUAAUAUCUUAGAAAAUAUUUGAGUUAUUAAAACAUAAUUUUCAUUUCUUACAUAUUUUCAUUAAAGGCAUAUCAGCAAGCACAACUCUCAGUUAUUAACUUUUAUCUAUAUCCAGGAACCUGCCAUCAAAGAAUAAGUUUAAUUGCUAGUAUUUUUAGUAAAAUACCACCCCCAUCCAAGAGCCACAAAGUUAUUUAUAGAGGUGAUGCUCAAGCACAUUAUAUGUAUUACAAUUUAGAACAGUAAUCAUAUGUCAUCAUAGUACCCGAGUUCAAAUCCUGACUCCACUACAAUCUAGAUCAACUUGAGAAAGUUAUUUAAUCUGUUUGGGUAUCAUUUUUAUUAUCUGUAAGAUGGAAAAGCUAAACUGCACUGUACUACAGUAUCUUCUAGCUCUAGAACUAUGAUUUAAUAACAAGUUUUUACAGUAAUCCUCCUGAAAUACAUUAAAUUGCCAAAAUUUUGUUUGGAACAGUUUGGAAUACCUAUAAAUAUGUAAAUAUUCUAGAGAAACAAAUUCAAAUUAAAACAAGCAAAUCUUUUCA
Molecule: messenger RNA, 5347 nt
Organism: Antechinus flavipes (yellow-footed antechinus)
Lineage: Eukaryota; Metazoa; Chordata; Mammalia; Dasyuromorphia; Dasyuridae
Gene: GPR18
Product: G protein-coupled receptor 18
Exons: 2
Coding region: 1730-2722 (330 amino acids)
Biological process (GO): positive regulation of Rho protein signal transduction; phospholipase C-activating G protein-coupled receptor signaling pathway
Cellular component (GO): membrane
Molecular function (GO): G protein-coupled receptor activity
Source: RefSeq, a predicted model, not a curated record